Quercus lobata is the source of this 375-nucleotide messenger RNA. Its product is annotated as actin-depolymerizing factor 7-like. Gene Ontology annotation, molecular function: actin binding. Lineage: Eukaryota; Viridiplantae; Streptophyta; Magnoliopsida; Fagales; Fagaceae. The record is from RefSeq and is a predicted model, not a curated record. Gene Ontology annotation, biological process: actin filament depolymerization. Bases 1 to 375 code for a protein of 124 amino acids. The transcript is spliced from 2 exons. Gene Ontology annotation, cellular component: actin cytoskeleton.
AUGGAUGUGAGUGAUGAAUGUAAACAGAAGUUCUUGGAGCAUAUAGCAAAGAGUAACUGCAGGUUUAUUAUUUUCAAGAUUGAGAAUCAAGAAGUGGUGGUAGAGAAACUUGGAAUCCCAGAUGAAGCCUAUGUGGACUUCACCGCAUCUCAGCCUGCCAGUGAGUGCCGCAUUACUAUCUUUAAUUUUGAUUUCACCACUGAUCAGAAUUUCCAGAAAAGCAAAAUUUUCUUUUCAGUGCAUGGGAGAAAUAAGGUGGUCUAUGCCAGCUCCGAGGAUAGAUUCAAGAGUCAACUGGAUGGAAUUCAAGUUGAGUUGCAAGCAACAGACUCUAGUGAAAUGAGCCUUGACAUUGUAAAAGGACGAACACUGUAA